AUGGGAGGUUUCAUGCCCCCUCCGUUUGACAGGGAGCCGUUCGAGCCUUCUGAGUUCGCCUCUUGGACCAGGCCUGGGGAUCUGAUCAUAUCCCCCGCGCCCAAGUCAGGCACGACAUGGAUGCUCUAUUGCAGUCAUCAGAUCAGAGCCAAGGGGCUGGACGAAGACUUCUAUGAUGUCAGCGUCAACACUCCCUGGAUUGGUUGGAGGCACAAGCCAGGACAAAAAUGGAGCGAGCUCAAGGAGCUAAUGAACACUACCAUCCUGGACAAUGGGAAGAAUCUCCGGGAAUACUGGGACAAUGCAAGCUACCCCUUCCGUAUCUUCAAGUCGCACUUCGGCCCUGUCAAUGAGAAUGGCACAGAAAUCGAUGUUCUCCCAGUCAAGGAAUUUCCGCACGUGAAGUUCCUUGCCAUGCUGAGGAACGGCAAGGAUAUUGUCUCCAGCCUCGAUACGUUCUUCAGUAACUUCAGGCCGGAGUACAGGAAGAUGUGGGGAGGGUAUCCCUUUGUCCACAAGACAAGGGUUGAGGCGCUGAAGGACUUCCUUCCUGAAGGAGUUCUUGGAUCAGUGUUCUUCGGGUAUGCCAAGUCGUGGUGGAAGUUCAGGCAUGAAAAAAACGUCCUGCUGCUCCACUAUGCAGACAUGAAGAGAAAUCCAGUGGGUGGUGUAAAGAGGCUUGCGGAGUUUCUGGAAGUCGAGCUCAAUGAGGAGGAGCUGAACCGAGUAGUGCAUAAGUGCUCGAUCGAGCACAUGAAGCAGCACGAAGAGAAGUUCAAUUACCUCCUCUGGGCCAACCCCUCUUACAACGGCUCGGUCAUGUGCGGGAAGGACCGCUGUGCGGGCAUCACGGAUGGCUCGCUCAUCCAGCAGGGUAGGAUUGGAGAAGGUCACAAAUGGUUCACAGAAGACAUGUUGAAGCUGUGGGAUGAGGCAGUGGAGAGAGAGUUUCCUGACCCUGAAAUGCGCCAGUGGAUCGAAGAUGGCGGCGACUUCUAA
Molecule: messenger RNA, 999 nt
Organism: Guillardia theta CCMP2712
Lineage: Eukaryota; Cryptophyceae; Pyrenomonadales; Geminigeraceae
Exons: 1
Coding region: 1-999 (332 amino acids)
Biological process (GO): sulfation
Cellular component (GO): cytoplasm
Molecular function (GO): sulfotransferase activity
Source: RefSeq, a predicted model, not a curated record